CAAAGUGCUUACAGUACAGUUUUGCCAUUCACACACAUAUUCAUACAAAGCAUCUAUUAGCAGCACUUUUUAUCUCUAUGAAGGGUUAUUCAGCAUCUUGUCCAAGGACACUUCUGUAAGGAGAUUGGGGAGAUUCUGGACUGAACUGCUGAUCUUCUGGUUGGAGGACAACAGCUGUACCCCUCAGCCAUAGCUGAACCGAAACUGUUUUUUCCCCCUUUUCUUUUAGUAUAAAUUCCUGCAAUGUACCUUACAAAGCAACAAGAAGAUAAGGUUUACAGUAAGUAGAACAACAUUUUCUUUGUUUUUUUAUGAAACCAACUGUAUGUGCUUGUAUUUUGCAUUAGAGGGAGACUUUUUUGGGUCAAAUGUUGAAUAAUUUUUCAUCAGUUACUCUGACGAAAAAAUUCUCCAUCAUCAAAUAACUGUAUUUCUAGACAACAGACUAAAAGCUGAGUAUACUUUUAGUCAUGUGGAGAGGAGAGAAUAAAACAGAUAACAUUAAGGACGAGUCAAUCCCCUGUUCCAGAUCAGCUAUGUGCACAAACUUUUGUGUACUUUAGGUAUUGGUGUGUUGUUUUUCUUUUUUAAUGCAAUAUACAAUGUUAAUUUAGAAAUAUUUUCUUCCAACAAUGUGGUCACAUAUGCAUAAGAUAAUGUGGUUUUAUGCUCAUAGUGUUUCAACACAACUGUGAGGAAUAAAUGAAGUGGUAACAGGAUCUGUCCAUGGUGCUGAAAAGUGUGGUGCUUCACUUCAUCUCAUCUAUUUGAUUCAAAUGGGAAGCUGGAUAUUAACAUGCACACUGACAGCAAAAUCUUUUCUUCGUUAGAAGAUUGUUAGAGGGGGUGUCUAACAUGAUGCAAACAGGCAGAGAGGGGAGAGAGGAAGGCAGAUAGAGAUGGGAGGAUGAUGUCAUAGUUUCCAGUCUGUGCCAUGGAAGAGGCAGAUGGCUGCAGCCUUCCACCUUUUCCUUCGUUCCUGUUUCCAGCUCGAAUACCAGCAUCAGCCUCAGCAUCAGGACUCUUCAAGGGCAAAUUGUGACAGAACGCAGAAGCAGAAGCUUAUUAGAUUGACCGGAGGAAACAACGCGUUAGCUGCAUGUGAGUGGAUCAUCAACCGAAGAAGUCCAAUGAAGACGUGAUAUGACAUGGGCUUCCUUUUUGUCUGUAUGUUGUAUUAUGAGCAGUCGGCAGUGUAGAGGAGCUAGUCCUGCCCAGAGAGGAGGAGGAGAGACGCGCAGAAGGGUGUCGACGGCGAGAGGCAGGGGUAUCGAAUACAGGAGGGGAGGACCAGAGUCAAAAUAAUACAGUAAUAGUAUAAGCUUCCAAUAAUGGCGGCUAAAUCGGACGGGGUCCUGAGGAUGAAGAAGAGUGACGUGGCCUUCACCCCCCUGCAGAAUUCGGAGCAUUCCGGCUCGGUGCAGGGACUCCACCCGGGAGGCCAGUCCGUCCCUGCAGGCACCGGUUACGAUGAAUUCGCCAACGGGGAGUCGCGGUGCUGCGGUGGCGGAGGCACAAACUCGACGUUCCCUCGCCUGGGCAAGGAACAGCAGAAGUACACGGUGUGGGAUUGCUUAUGGAUCGUAGCCGCAGUGGCUGUGUAUCUGGCCGAUGUGGGCACUGACGUGUGGCUGUCGGUCGACUACUACCUCCGCCGCGAGUACUGGUGGUUCGGCCUGACGCUCUUCUUCGUUGUGCUGGGCUCUUUCUCGGUGCAGCUCUUUAGCUUCAGAUGGUUUAUCCACGAUUUCAGCACCGAGGACGGCUCAGAAUCCGCCGGCGAUUGCUCCCUCAUGGACGGGAACAAGCUGCUGAGUGGCUCGGCCUCACACGGCGACAUAACUGCUCCACACCACCCGGCCACACCGCAGAGACAGGCGUCGACCGUCAGCAAGAACACCAUGACCAACAGCACCGCGAGCACGGCGGCGGGCAGCAGGAGCAGGAAACGGUCGGCAUACUACUCCUUCUGCGUCUGGUUCGGCCAGUCUCUCAUCCACAUCCUCCAGCUGGGCCAGAUAUGGAGGUAUCUCCACACCAUCUACCUGGGUGUUCGAAGUCGUCAGAGUGCUGAGACAGAGCGCUGGCGUUACUAUUGGAGGAUGGUCUACGAGUUUGCAGAUGUGAGCAUGCUGCACCUACUGGCCACCUUCCUGGAGAGUGCUCCACAAUUGGUGCUGCAGCUGUGCAUUAUCAUACAGACACACAAGCUCCAGGCUGUGCAAGGUAUGACAGCAGCAGCAUCCCUUGUCUCACUGGCCUGGGCCCUUGCCUCCUACCAGAAGGCUCUGCGAGAUUCUCGCGAUGACAAGAAGCCAAUCAGCUACCUGGCUGUCAUCAUCCAGUUCUGCUGGCACUUUUUCACCAUUGCAGCCAGGGUCAUCACCUUUGCCCUGUUUGCAUCCGUGUUUCAACUCUACUUUGGCAUCUUUAUUGUCCUGCACUGGUGCAUCAUGACCUUCUGGAUUGUCCACUGUGAGACAGACUUCUGCAUCAGCAAGUGGGAGGAGAUUGUGUUUGACAUGGUGGUGGGCAUAAUCUACAUCUUCUCUUGGUUUAACGUGAAGGAGGGAAGGACAAGGUAUCGUCUUUUCAUCUAUUACCUGGUGAUCUUGGUGGAGAAUGCUGCUCUAAGUGCACUGUGGUAUCUGUACCGGUCUCCUUACAACACUGACGCCUUUGCAGUGCCAGCAUUAUGCGUCAUCUUCAGCAGUUUCCUCACUGGAGUGGUUUUUAUGCUCAUGUACUAUGCCUUUUUCCAUCCAAAUGGGCCACAUUUUGGACGUUCGCCAAGUGGCCAGGGCCUUGACCUGGACCCCACUGCUCAAUUCUCCACAAUACCAUCAGAAGGUGCCACCAACUCAUUGCGCUCCAACAGAGCUGCUGCCACAACUUUGGAGCGUGACAUGGGGAAGCAUUCUGAGCGGGAUGGCUGCAUGCCGGUGUUUCAGGUCCGACCCAGAGUGCCAUCCACUCCAUCAUCACGUGCUCCACGCCUUGACGAGACCGUCAUUAAGAUCGACCUUUGUAGAAACCAUUACCCAGCUUGGGAGCGUCAUGUCCUUGACCGCAGUAUACGAAAGGCAAUCCUGGCCAUAAACUGCUCCCUGACUCCUCCACGGCUGCAGUACAAAGAUGAUGCUCUGGUGCAGGAGAGGUUGGAAUACGAGACCACUUUAUAGCUGAAUCCUGCUCUGAGAACCCGUACAGGGGUGCAGCAUCACAUAUCACAUUUAGAGCAGCAGAAAAUGUGGCAAUAAAUCUUUGUUACUACCAACAAUGUCACUUUUCAUCCCCGAUUUCCCCAUUCUUCGGCAUCAGCACCCAACCUGGAGUAUUUCACUUUGUGAAAAACCUACAAGACGCAAAUGCACUGUUUAGUUAAGUUUGGAAAAGUUAGGGAUAAAAUAAACAUGUGUUCAUGUCCAUCCACAUGGGCUUGAAGUCAUCACAUAUUCCUGUUAAUGGCAUCUGAAUUACACAUCAGUGUCUCUAAUGCAAUGAGGAAAGGAUCAGUCCCUCAUUCAUCAUCAGUAGAAAACUGUCAUAUCUGUCUUAACAUGUUGGUGUCCUCUCUGGAAGUUGUGAUUGUGUGCUCCCAUAGCGGCUGCAUCUGCGUAGGUAUUUCCAUCAGUAUCUACACAGUUAUGCUUACUACUCCUGUCCUAGUGCCAAAAAGAUUCAUUGGAAAUGUCUUCCAGCUUCUGAGGAUCUGGAACAUCUUAGAGCUGGCUGGGUAUUCCAAAAUGUGUCCCUCUGGCCCUGAUAUUUCAUUCCUCUUGGAUAGGUUUGAUCUACACUGGAAGCAGGUCAGAUGGAAAGCGAACAGCUGGAAGAUGGUGGUCGAAGUAGCACUUAUACUAUAGUCAGUGUGGUCUGUCUGGAUAACAUCCACCAGAGCUGGUCGGUCAGAAGGACAGGGAGUGAGAAAGAAUAAGUGAAAGUUGGACAGACACAGGCUCGUGGGUUUUCUCACACAAUGCCAAGAAAAAAAAUCUUCCUGGCAGCUUAACUCAGUUACUGCAUAAGUGGAGCCACAUAAUCCUGGCUGUGCGAUGAAACUGAUUUUUACUUGUCUGUGGAUAAUCCAGAUAUACUGCAGAAGAAAUGAGCAAAGUGCCAGGGAGCAAUGAAAAAGAGAUGACAAGAGGGAAUGAACUGGAAAAGAGUCAACAAUUGAGGAGAAACGAGAUCAAAGACAAGAAACCAUCCCAGCCAAACUAAAUCAACCACCAGGCUUUACAGCAGCGAUACAACAUGCAACAUUUAUCGAGAUGGUGUAAAUGGUACUGAAACCAAUGUGAUUCUGUAUUUAAUGUGUGUCUAGUUGAAAGAGCCUCAGAUCAGGGGGACCUGUGGCUGAUCAGUGAAGGUUCACCCUGACAUGUGGUUUGUGAGGGUUGUUUUUGUUUCUUUGAUUAACACGUCACCUUCUGGGGAAGUGGCUCCUCUUUUUUCCACAGUUGAUUCAGAUUUUAACAUACACACUAAGCCACAGAACGUCACACAGCAAGGUGCUGGUAGUGUCCACUGGCUAGAGAGACAAUAGCUAGUAAAGUGGUGCCAUGAAAGCUUAACUCUGGACCGUCAUACCAUAUCUUAUGGUCCUGGAGGGGUGAGGGAUGAACUCUAGACAGUUUCGUAGUGAGGCUGUAACUGGUAGCCAGAAGAUAUGUAAAUCACACAGCACACCUCUUUCUGUUUUUUGUCACUUUUCUUCUUUUUCUCACAAAGAGCCUUUCAAGCUAAUUCUUUGUAGGAGCCAUGACAUUAUAACACUAGAUUUGGAUACCAAUAUUGGAAAGAGAGAUGAGGGCAAGUAUUUAUAAAGUACUCUUAAUGAGUGUCAUUACAAUAGGAAUAUUAAUCAACUUGUCUUAAUCAGCUGUCCCUCUAAGUUUGAUUCUGGCUUCAACAUUCUUCCCAUAAUGUUUACAAAGUCAAUGAACACUUUAGUGAACGUAAUGUCUGGGCUACAUCAGAACACCCAUGGUAUGGAAGUAUUGAUCACAUCAUGGCAUGUGACACUUGAUGAUGACACAACACUAAAAGCCAGAUGCCCUGCAAGUGACGCCAUGAGACAAAGUGGUGGAAUUAAAUUAUGACAUACUGACAUUUGUUUACAGCCCAUUGAAUCAGUGGUGGUGCUGAAAAUGUAAGUAUUUGUUUGGUGAUUGUGUGGGACCAAAGAUUGGGUCCUCCCCAUUAGUUUUGAAAGAUACAUUUUCAUGGUUCAGAAAAUAUUGGAACAUUUCCGAAUGACUGGUGGCAUUCAAGCAAGGAUCCGGGAGUUGCCAAAAUCAUUUCUCUGAGGAGGAUGCCCAUACUUUACUGUCCUUAAUGUCCAAGCCCAGGGCCCACUGAUGCUACUAGUCAUAUUGACCUGGUGCACGCUGUGCAUGUAUGAAAACCAAACCCUUGAACAUCCUAGGUGAUCUAAAUCAGAGUAUCUGAUUCUGAAUCGAGAACUGCACCAUACACCCUAUUCCCUACUUUCACACCUAACUGCUCGAUUUCAGGGAAUGCUGGGAAGCCAGAGGCAAUCCGUGACUAUAUCAUCAAGGCAAUGCAAUUCAGAUGGUAACAGUGUGUUUUAGAAUUUGAAAUGUCUGCACAAAUUAAAGUCCCAGAUAUGUCUUUUGUUUUUUGUUAUGUCACAAGUGCAAUGCUCUUUUUUCUAAGGAUGGCAAGAGGAGAGAAAAGCACAAAACAAGUCAGUGGGAGAAUCAUGUCACAAGACUGUCAACCUUCUCAUCCUGCUUCACCAAACAGCCUCAGGCUUACAGCUCUCAUCUUAACACACGGUCUUAUAUUUCUGUCUAUGUGAUUGAAAUUAUAUUAAAUAAAUUCAUCAUUUAAUAUUUUGGUUCCAAAAAACAGGCAAUUUAAAAUAUACCUUAUGUAGCACACAGACCACAGGGAGAAGAGGUAGGAUGUGCUCUAAUGAUCCAGUGCCCUAAAAAGGAUAAGCAUAUUCCAGGUUUUAGUUGUGGUUCAUCCAUCAAAUAGAAAUGUAGUUUUUAUAAUAAAUAUGUUGCGUUGGUGCUGGCAUAAGGAAAAAUGGAGUAUCUUAAAUGAUUUGGAGAUUUUUGUACUGAAGAGCAAAUCGGUUGUUUUCUACCAGAUAUACUUUUAAAGACCACACCAGCACAUUUGUAUGUUUCAGUUGAUUUAGUAUUCAUGAGAUUUUGAGUUUUCCAUUAUUACUGUGUGAGGGACAAAACUGCUCUGAUAGCAGGUCAGAAGGUUAUUAUCAAUUAUUGUCAUGGUCGUAGAUUUUUCUACAAAUGUUUUCUUAACUCUUGAUGAUUCAAUGAUAAACGGCCCUUUCAGAGUUAGACCGUUUUUGUCUGAGAAAUGAAACUGUAAAAACAUGUCAACAAAGAAUAUUCAUUAAUCAGCCUCAAAGACACAGUCACAGUGGAGCUGUUGGACCUUAAACUUUCUGUUUAUUCCUGUAGUUUCAGUGUAGAACUAUCCAAAGACUUCAUCAAAAACAGAGCUGUGAAAAGCUCUCACUAAUUUUGGGUCAUUCUACCUCCUACCUGUGUGUGCACAUCACUUAAACCUAUCUAUGUCACAAUUACUUUACAUCCAAUCAUUUUGCAAACCUUGCUGCUUUGUAUUAAUAACAUUCUAGUGUACUUUUGCAACUCCAUCUCAAAAAAAUAAAAUAGAAAUUCAUUAUUGUGAAAAUAGCAUAAUUAUUGUUAAUGCAGAGCAGACCUUUUUUAGUCUUCUCCUAAACUGCAUUGCUUCCUGUUUCAUACUGUAUCAAAAUGAUUGGAAACCAAUGGGGUCUGUUAGUAAAGUACAUCCAAAACUCAAGGACAACAUGGAUCAGAAAAUGGUCACAAAGAUAUCAUGUAAGCCUAAAAAUGAAGCGUAGGCAGCACAUUAUAUGGUUCAUUAAGCUGCUCAACGUCUCAGUUUAUAUUAUCAUGCGUUUGAGUGUCUUAUUCUUUCAGUUUAAACAGUUUUGAUAUGGAAUCAUGAGUCACAAAACUUGAGCAAAUUACGUUCAGGCUUAUUUAUUUUACGUGCUGCCACCACCCAAAUGUUGAAUUGGUUGUUUGUAUAAGUGUACAUGGGCUUAACAUAUUUAAGGACUUUGUGGUUGAUGGCUGAAUUAACAACAGCACUAUUCAUGCCUUUUACUUAAGUUUAACUUUUUGGUUUACUUGAAGGCAAACUUCAAAUUUCCACAUUUGAAUGAACUGUUAGUGGUCAGGUUGCAUUGUGGAUACAUGGGUUUUUGUCUGCUUUGUUUUGCUGUAGUAGGAAAAGCACAGGUUUCAGGAUGGCACAAUACUGUUAGAAUUGCGUGAGACUGCAUUUUGAACACUACUGCAGGAGCUCAUGUUCAACCCUACUACUUACCUUCUGCCUUAUUUCCCCCCAACUUUUUCCGCAUGUACAUUUCUCUUAUGCUCAUUUUGAAUUAAUUUAAUAUACAAUUACAGUUGACCUGAUUUUCUGUUUAUCCUUGAAAUGACAGGAGGCCUAGAACCCAAGACUAAUACCAGGGUAUAUUAGAGGUCGGCCAUGGAAUAAGCGCAGAGGUUCUCAUAUCCAUUUAGUUAUAAGCAGUAUUUUAACCAAUCACAGAAUUUCACUUGAUCAAUGUUUUUUAAAGAUGGGCUAAAAUGCAGGAGUAACUGGAUAAAAUCAUCACAGUCUAUGGGAAGAUGGGAAUAUUAAAACCUCUUGUCUAUAACCUGAUCUGUGUAGAUGCAGCCUUAUAUUAUUUAAAUGGACAUCAAUGCCUUUUAUGAAAGUUUAUUUACAGUGUCUCCCAAAUCCAUUGUAGCCUUUGUUAAUUCAUCACCAUAUUGUGAACUGAUACUGAACAUAAAGCUACCUCAGUUUGCUUUAAUGGACAGAACCCUCCUCCCUUUCAUCAGCAAUAUAUUUUCUCCGGUAACACAGAUGACACUAUUGACCCAAGAAAACUCAAUAAGACUAAAUCCCCAAAAUUAAAUGGAAAAUUCCAUUAAAUUACAUCGACCAUACCCCAGAACACAGCAUUGACACACAAAGAUAACUGUCAUUUAUUUAGAAAUGGACAGCUUAUAUUCAAUUUCACCAGAUUCAACAUGCAACUCCCAUUUUUAUUUGUAGUUGAGUAAAACACUUUUUUAAUAAUCUGCAGAUGAUCAUGACAAGGGUAAUUUCCAUCCCAUUAAUUAGUCUUAAAUCAUCUAUUUAUUUUCAUUAUGGCAGUCAUUUUUAUAUUUUUGAAAAUAUUAGUACAUUAUACAUCCUACCCAACCAUGGCAGCAGUAUACUUCCAUACAUAUUUUUAAUGCAUCUGGCCAUUGGAUUUAAUAUUUGUUACAAACGUAUUACUUACUGAAAGAACCACAGCGGAAAGAGGAGUUUGGUCUGUCUUCAGCUUCUUUAUACCAGGCACUCAUAAGCUAAAAAAUUUGGUACUGUUCUGAAUCCUAUCCUAACUCUGGUCAUAACUCUUGUAAGCUGCUUUCUAGGUUUUGUUUGCCUUAAAGAGAGUAUAUUUCUAUUUUUAUCAUUUUUUCGGCCUCAUCACAAAAACAGUUUAGGCUGUACUGAAAGCACAGCUUGGUUAUCAGAGAGGAAGCGAGUAAGAGAGAGAGAGCGAGAGAGAGAGAGAGAGUGUGCGUGUGUGUUUUUCUUCUUUAACUAUUCAAUAGCAUAACGUGUCAACAGCUGUUUCUGUGCUUGUACUAGGACUCAGUCAUUGUCCAUCCUACCAGCAUACAACUCUCUCAGAAUAUCUCCCAUCCUGCUGUUCCCUCUGUUUACCACUCACAGUAGGAAAACAACUACAUUUCCCACCUUACUUUAUGUUUUUAACCAACUUAUAUUUCUUCGUACUGCAGUCAUAUUAAAAGUCAUCCACAAAUUCACACCUUAAAAAAAUGUUUUGGAUCAUUGUACUGAAAUUAAGUUAAUGUAGGAAGUUAGCCCAACACCAGAUAUAUUCUACAAACAUUAGGUAUAUGAUAAUAUAUGUUAAUAUUGUAAAAGCCAUACACAUGGUCUUAAUCAAGAUUUGAAUUGCCGUCAUGAUCCAAAGUCAGUGCCACAUCCAAAACAACUGAGUGAAACUGGGAAGCAAGUUAGGGAUAAUUUACUAAAUGCUGCACCUCUUCUUCUCUAAUGAAAAUUUAACUUAUAUCCCCCCAAUCACAGUUUUCAGCCUACCUCAGCCAAACAUUUUUAAUGGCCCAAGUUUAAGAAGAUCAGAAAACCAUCAUAUGGAUCAUUUAUGGAAUGGUUGUUUUUUUGUCACGCAGCAGUCAUGUGCUUGCUCUAUGUGAGCCCUAGGACUCUAUCUGUUUUCACCAGCUGUAAUGGAUCAAAGCUCUGAUGUGGGUCUGGGCCUAGUUAAUCACAAAGAGAAGACUGGAAAGCUCUGCUACUGCUGUCGAUCAAGAGAGAAGGAUUGUAUUUCCUGUGGAUGGUGGAGAUGUGUGCAGCAGCCACAGUUUCGAUGAUACCAUUCAGCCUUAGUACAAGCACAGUAUCCAGCAGGUGAAUAAUAGCAAGAUUCCAGUCACACUUGUAUAAUCAUUCUGUACAGAUGUCUGUUUAGAGAGUUGGUUGAACAUGGAGCACCACAGAUAAUGAACUGAUCAACAUAAAAGCUCACCUGUAAAUAAAUUUAUGCAAAAUUUACAUGUUAAAAAAAGAACAUUCCUCUCCUUUUGAGUUCUGACUGUGAAGGGUUUUAGAAGUUUCAUGCCACCACAAUGGCUGUAACUAUGACUAUAAAAAAAAUCAUAAAUGUGGUGUACGUGGUGUAUUAAAAAAGAUACAAAUGUUCAAAACAAAUAAUGGUCUUUAAAGUGAGUUGCAUUGUGUGAUGAGUUCAAUAGAGAAAAAGUACAUUUUAAUGUAAAAAUAAAUCAAGAGUGAUAAACCUGAUCAAAAUAUUUUUUUUUGUAUAUAUGGGAUUUUUUUAAAUUUUUAUUUGAAUCUAAUGCAACACAAGCUACCAAAAUUCAUUUAAUAAAGUACACUGUGGUCAUUUUUCUGGCCUCCAGUUUGUUCAUUUGUUCUUUAUGUAAUCCAACAAUGUGUCUCAACAGAAAGAAUGUCUCUAAAUCUGCCCCAAAAGAUCUGAGUGUGGACACAAUCAAAUUUUAGGGGAUCAAGAAAAGCGGCAGAAGUGCAUUCAGUGCAUUCAUUAAAUGUAUACUCAAAAUGGGAUGACUGCCACAGCAAAGAUCCAGGAAGGACACCAGCUAAACUAGGCAGGAUGGAUCAGUGAUUCUCUCAGGAACCCCUACUUCUGGGUCUAGACUUUGUGAUGGCAGAUUUUAUAUUUAGUUAUGUUUCAUGCAAGGAAUGACUGUUAUAGAUGGGAAUGUUAUUCUGAUAUGUAUUUCUGUGUGUUUAAGACUGAAAACAUGUGGGGUCAGCUUGGAAGACUCAGAUGUGUAUUCGUUGGAGAUUCCUUUGUGCCUCUGAUGAAACAAAAGGUCUUAACAGCAGGGUCCAUCCUACUGUCUGCGAUAGAGUGCAUAGGUGUUACAGUCAGAGACAGGGGUCUCUGGGAAAACAGGUUUUAACACUUGGAGUCUAAGCAGAUGCCUGAUGUUGAUGUGUAGUGAGACCUUCGAAGGGGUCCUUCAUUCAGAUUGGAGGUGACCAAAUCUAAGCCUGAAGACAACACGCAGAGAGCUGAUUGGAUAAACAUUCUACCUCUUUGAAAGGAGGGACUUAUUUAGUAUAAAUCAAAUGUGAUUCCAUUGUUCUGUGCCAUUGACCCCAGUCUGACUAAGUGACAGGGUGCUCUGGUCCCUAGCUGCAGCUAGGUAGAAUUGUAUGAACCAGAAUUGAUAAUUGUCUUUGCUGUGAAAUGUAAUAAAAUGUGCCAUUACAUUUGGCGUUGUCGGCAGGAUCACUCAUGUGAGAGGACGUUCUGGAUCUCAAAGCUGAAGGUAAAUAGUGCACAAAAGAGUCUAAAAGACUCUUACCUCAACCUCCCUAAACAGUUUGGAGACGUGAGGACUGGAUGCUGAAGAGAAGGGAUGCCCUCUCACUGAAGUGAUCUAUGCGGACCGAGCACGACAAGCAAACAGUUUCUUUCUGGUGAGUAAAAUUCUGAUUUCGAAAAAUAAACUGGGUUUAUAAGGGUUAAGAGAUUCACUCAUUUGUCAAAGUGAGGAGCAGACGUGCUUACAUGGCAAGGUUUUGGAAACCGGUGUAGAAUCCAAGAAGCUUCAAGGUUUGGAACCAAUAAAAGUUAACUGGGUUAACAAAGUCAGGGUUUGGAACCACUGCAAAAAAAACAAGUUAACUGGGUUUAACAAAGUCAGGGUUUGGAACCACUGCAAAAAAAAAAAAAAACAACAAGUUAACUGGGUUUAACAAAGUCAGGGUUUGGAACCACUGCAAAAAAAAAACAAAGCUCAACUGAGUCAAACGAAAUGGAUAUAGAUAUAUGGAGUGUUUAUUAAUUUAAACACAACUUUAAGAUUGAGCUCUGACGUCGAGUUUCAUGAUAAUUAUAACUAUUUUCAUAAAAUAGUAAUAGCAUUCUCAAGUAUUUAGUACCUGGAGGCGUAUAACUGAAGAGAAGUGUGUGUGUAGAGAUUUGAAUGAUAUUUCUCUAAAGGUAUUAGGAUGCACUAAGGGUAUUUUUUCUCAUUGUCUCUUAGGGGAGUGUUUUUUUUUUUUUUUUUUAGAUUGGUUGAAGGUAUAAGGUUACAAUAAACGUUACACAAGUGUUGCUGGUUUGAUUACGAGUGUCUGUACAAGUAACCUGUAAAAUUUGAUGAGACCAGUCUGAGAAUUUACAGCUGACAAAGAAAAAGAGAGGAGUGAGAGGAGUUCUUGAAAUUCUCAACACUGGAACAAGGUGAGUAUAUGUGUUACUUUGAAAUAAGACUUUACUAGUGUCAUAUGCUGUA
Messenger RNA from Platichthys flesus (European flounder), 11900 nucleotides. It is a transcript of the gene xkr4, whose product is annotated as XK related 4. The record is from RefSeq and is a predicted model, not a curated record. Lineage: Eukaryota; Metazoa; Chordata; Actinopteri; Pleuronectiformes; Pleuronectidae. Gene Ontology annotation, biological process: engulfment of apoptotic cell; apoptotic process involved in development; phosphatidylserine exposure on apoptotic cell surface. The transcript is spliced from 4 exons. Gene Ontology annotation, cellular component: plasma membrane. The coding region runs from base 1332 to 3182 and encodes 616 amino acids.